This is a messenger RNA of Mastomys coucha (southern multimammate mouse), 3055 nucleotides long. It is a transcript of the gene Slc26a11, whose product is annotated as solute carrier family 26 member 11. Gene Ontology annotation, biological process: transmembrane transport. Gene Ontology annotation, cellular component: membrane. NCBI's taxonomy places the organism in Eukaryota, Metazoa, Chordata, Mammalia, Rodentia, Muridae. Bases 308 to 2089 code for a protein of 593 amino acids. The transcript is spliced from 17 exons. Gene Ontology annotation, molecular function: secondary active sulfate transmembrane transporter activity. The record is from RefSeq and is a predicted model, not a curated record.
GAGCGGUUCCGGCUCGGCCCCUCCCCACGGUCACGUGCACAGCAGGCCCCGCCCACGACCUGCCCACUCCGUCUCUGAGAUUCCUGCGGACUCAGCUAAGGCCGCUUCGGCCACUUCGGAAGACCCCGAACCUCAGCGUCCGGUGGAUCAUCGUGGUUUGGUAAACUUAGCCACAAAAGGCAGGCUCUGCCCUUGGGAAGAUAAUGCUAGCCUCUCCCAGGCUCAGCCCCUGAUGGCGGCUCCAUGUCACCCAUGCCCAGCCCUGUGAAAGAAAGGUCUGGGUCAGGCCAGAUCCCCCAGCCUGGACAUGGCACUAGACACAUGCUGCUGCUCUGGCGUGGCCCUGAGGAGGCGGCUACCCGUCCUGGCCUGGCUGCCUAACUACUCCCUGCAGUGGCUGAAGCUGGACUUCAUCGCUGGACUCUCCGUGGGACUCACCGUCAUCCCCCAGGCCCUGGCCUAUGCAGAAGUGGCUGGACUCCCACCCCAGUACGGCCUCUACUCUGCCUUCAUGGGAUGCUUCGUGUAUUUCUUCCUGGGCACCUCCCGGGACGUGACUCUGGGCCCCACGGCUAUCAUGUCUCUCCUGGUAUCCUUCUAUACUUUCCAUGAGCCCGCCUAUGCUGUACUGCUUGCCUUCCUGUCUGGGUGUAUCCAGCUGGCCAUGGGGCUCCUGCAUCUGGGGUUCCUGCUGGACUUCAUCUCCUGCCCUGUCAUUAAAGGCUUCACCUCCGCUGCCAGCAUCACUAUUGGCUUUGGACAGAUCAAGAACCUGCUGGGAUUGCAGAACAUCCCCCGGCAGUUCUUCCUCCAGGUGUACCACACCUUCCUCCACAUCGGAGAGACCAGGGUGGGCGACGCCGUCCUGGGACUGGCCUGCAUGGUGUUGUUGCUUGUGCUGAAGCUCAUGCGGGAACACAUGCCUCCCCCGCACCCGGAGAUGCCCCUUGGCGUGAAGUUCAGCCGUGGACUCGUGUGGACUGUCACAACAGCUCGCAAUGCCCUGGUGGUCUCCUUUGCUGCCCUGAUUGCUUAUGCCUUCGAAGUGACAGGAUCCCAUCCUUUCCUUCUGACUGGAAAGAUCGCUGAGGGGCUCCCUCCUCUGCGGACUCCGCCCUUCUCAGUGACCACAGACAAUAAGACCAUCUUGUUCUCUGAGAUGGUGCAGGACAUGGGGGCCGGACUGGCUGUGGUGCCUCUGAUGGGCCUCCUGGAGAGCAUUGCUGUGGCCAAAUCCUUCGCUUCUCAGAAUAACUACCGGAUUGAUGCCAACCAGGAACUGCUGGCCAUCGGCCUCACCAAUGUGCUGGGCUCCCUUGUCUCAUCUUACCCGGUCACGGGCAGCUUUGGGCGGACAGCUGUGAACGCCCAGACGGGGGUGUGUACCCCUGCAGGAGGCCUCGUGACUGGUGUGCUGGUGCUCCUGUCCCUGGACUAUCUGACCUCACUCUUCUACUACAUCCCCAAGUCUGCCCUGGCUGCCGUCAUCAUCAUGGCUGUGGCCCCGCUCUUUGAUGUCAAGAUCUUCAGGAGGCUCUGGCGAGUUCAGAGGUUGGAUCUACCACCACUCUGCGUGACCUUCCUGCUGUCCUUCUGGGAGAUCCAGUAUGGUAUCCUGUCCGGGACCCUGGUGUCUUUACUCAUUCUCCUGCACUCAGUAGCUAGGCCCAAGACCCAGGUGUCGGAGGGACAAAUUCUUGUUCUCCAGCCUGCCAGCGGCCUGCACUUCCCUGCAGUUGAUGCCCUCCGAGAGGCAAUAACGAACCGGGCGCUGGGAGCAUCCCCACCACGUUCUGCUGUCCUGGAGUGCACGCAUAUCAGCAAUAUAGACUACACCGUGAUUGUGGGACUCAGUGAGCUCCUGAAGGACUUCCAGAAGAAAGGUGUCGCCCUGGCCUUUGUUGGCCUUCAGGUGCCUGUGCUCCGAACACUGUUGGCCGCUGACCUCAAGGGGUUCCGGCACUUCACCACCCUGGAGGAGGCUGAGAAAUUCCUGCAACAGGAACCAGGGACUCAGCCCUACAGCAUCCAUGAAGACGCUGCCCCAGAGGACAGGAGCUCCCUGCUGAAGUCUCCCUCGGGCCUCUGAAGAGCAGCUGGUAUAGGAAGGGUUUCUGGAAGGUUCUGCCACCGUGACUUGGAGUCACCUGAUAGACUCACCAACCUGGUGGGACUGAAAGGGUGCUGCAUAGGUGGCUCUGGGGAAGAGCAGGGAGCCAUGCGAGAUUUCCAGGGUGUCACUUUCCUGCUGUCCCCUACCUGUGAGUAUUUGAGGGCUGGGCUGGCUGGACAGUCUUCCAGAGAGAGAGAGAGAGAGACCAAAAGAGAUAGCGGGGACCCAUGGCUUCUGGCCUGGCCUGGCAGGGUAAGCUGGCACUUUGAGAUCCCAAAUUCUUCUUUGGAAUCAGACACUACCAGAGAAGAGUCAAGAGACUGAGCAACUCAGAGAUGUGUCUGACCAUGUCCUGAAGUCUAAUCUGAGCUGAAGAGCAGCCAUAGUGUGCUACACAAAGUCAAUGCUGUUUAAAAUCAUGUGUUUUUAAAUGGAAGUCACUUUGGUGGUUUUUCUUUUUCAACACAGGGUUUCUCUGUAUAGCCCUGGCUGUCCUGGAACUCACUCUGUAGACCAGGCUGGCCUGGAACUCAGAAAUCCACCUGCCUCUGCCUCCCAAGUGUUGGGAUUAAAAAAGGUGUAUGCCACCACCGCCCGGCUCUUUGGUGGUUUUGUAAAGCAAAACCAAAAACAUUAGUGCUUACUGAAAAAAAAAAAAUCCAAGAACUCACUCAUCCCCUUCGCUCUCCUCUUCAUCAGAGGUCCCCUGCCCAGGACAGGUGUGCAUCUGUCAGUGUGUACACACGGUGCCUGCCAUCUGUCAGCAUGUAUGCACGGUGCCUGCCUUCUGUCAGUGUGUACACACGCACGGUGCCUGCCGUCUUGUAUGAAGAACCAAAUCACUAUAUUAAGGUGCUUUGUGGACUGCCUUCAUGCAGUCAUUAAUUGUGAAUUAUUUAUUGUGAUAAUCAAUGGCAUUAAAAUACAAGAUUAUUUUAUUUA